AUGUCCGAAUUAGCUCCUCAAUCAAUUACCUACUGUGGUGUAUGUAGCUGGCCACCAGAAUACUGUGAAUUCGGAGUCACUUUAAAAAAAUGUCAAGCAUGGCUUCAUGAAAAUGACCAAGCUCUUUAUGAAAAAUUAUAUUCAGCAGAUGCAUUAGCCAAUGCUACUUCAACACUUUCAUUAGAAAAGCAAGAGAAGUUAAAUGAAGAAUUGGCUAAGAAACAACAUAAAGAAGAAUUAAAACAAGAACGUGAAUUGCAGAAAAAAUUGAGUUCAAAAGUUGUGAUUAAACGUAUUGAAAGAAAUAAGAGAAAACAUAUCAUAUCUAUUUCCGGAUUGGAGGUGUUUAAUUUAGAUAGUAAGAAGUUAGCUAAGACUUUUGCAUCCAAAUUUGCCACUGGUGCUUCUGUCACCAAGAAUGCUGAAAAGAAGGAUGAAAUUUUGAUUCAAGGUGAUGUGAGUGAUGAAGCUAAGGUAUAUAUUGAAAAAUUGUUGGAAGAACAAGGAUUGAAUGAAGUCAAGGUGGAACAAAUUGAUGAUAAGGCGAAGAAGAAGAAGGCUGCUCCAGUACCUGGUGCACCAGCAAACUAA
Molecule: messenger RNA, 591 nt
Organism: Hemisphaericaspora subhashii
Lineage: Eukaryota; Fungi; Ascomycota; Pichiomycetes; Serinales; Debaryomycetaceae
Exons: 1
Coding region: 1-591 (196 amino acids)
Biological process (GO): translation reinitiation; formation of translation preinitiation complex
Molecular function (GO): translation initiation factor activity; mRNA binding
Source: RefSeq, a predicted model, not a curated record